Messenger RNA from Entamoeba nuttalli P19, 1140 nucleotides. RefSeq lists its product as hypothetical. The coding region runs from base 1 to 1140 and encodes 379 amino acids. The transcript has a single exon. The record is from RefSeq and is a predicted model, not a curated record. Lineage: Eukaryota; Evosea; Mastigamoebida; Endamoebidae.
AUGAAUUGGGAAAGAAUUGUUCAAAUACCAGAAAAAUAUAAGAAAAGAUAUCAGAAAUCAUAUAUACUAAUAAUUGUUACAGGAAUUUCUUUAAUCACAUUUACUACAUUCAUUAUUAUAUCUUUUCCUUUAAUUAAUCUUAAUAAAUUAAAACAUAAAGAAUAUUUAUAUUUAUCUUCAGAACAAAUAGAAACUCAUAAAGUUAAUAAUUUUAAUGUGCAAAAAAAUAAUUGGAAAGAUAACGUUAUUGAUGUGGCUACUUUUAACUAUGAAGGAAAAUGUAAAAACUUCUUUCAAUUUAAACCAAACAAUAAAAGAGAUUUAUUAGUAUAUUCAUUUGGAUUUUUUACAAAAGGGAUUUAUAUGAAACAAAGAACUGCUGCUUUAAAAACACUUUCUAUAACAAGACAAGCUAUUCCUCAUGCAAAGAUUGUUGCUUUAUUAUUAUGGCCAUCACCUACACCUUUAUUAUAUGAUGAUAUGAAAAAAUAUAAUGUAGAAGUGGUUGACAUGAGUGAUAUACCAUUUGGACAUUUUGUAGUUACUAGAUAUAUUGCUUUUACCAGAUAUAUUAAACGACACCAAAGUGAUUAUGAUAGAGUAAUAUUUUCUGAUACGAGAGAUGUUGUUAUAUUUAAUGAUAUAUUUGCUACAUUUGGUGUUAAUGAUCUAAUAUGGACAACUGAAUGUCCAUUUGCAACUAAUUCUACUUCAAAUGAAUUAUCAUUAGACUUUUGUUGUUCUCCAGCAAAUAACCAUAAUCAUUUCCAAUGGUUAGAAUCAUUUUUUGGAGAUGAAAUAACAAGAAAUAGUGUUAUUAAUAAACAAAUUUCGUUAAAUGGUGGAUUUGGAAUGGGUGGAAUGAAAAAAAUGAUAAUUGCAAUGAAUUCUUUUGUAAAAAGAAUGAGAUGGUUUCCUUCUUUCUUCUUUGGAUAUGACCAAGCAUUAAUGAAUGUGUUAUAUUAUUCAAAAGAAUUUGGAGUUGAAAUGAAAUUAGAAGGAUGUACACAAAGGAGUUGUUUUUAUGGAAAACAUCUAUUAAAACUUAAAAAUAAAUCAGUUAUUUAUUCAGAUACUGGAUGUAGUCCAAUUGUAGUUCAUAAAUUAACAUUAACAAAUUCUGAUUAUCAUAUGACUUAA